Molecule: messenger RNA, 3350 nt
Organism: Cynoglossus semilaevis (tongue sole)
Lineage: Eukaryota; Metazoa; Chordata; Actinopteri; Pleuronectiformes; Cynoglossidae
Gene: purab
Product: purine-rich element binding protein Ab
Exons: 2
Coding region: 639-1484 (281 amino acids)
Biological process (GO): regulation of transcription by RNA polymerase II
Cellular component (GO): nucleus
Molecular function (GO): purine-rich negative regulatory element binding; DNA-binding transcription factor activity, RNA polymerase II-specific; RNA polymerase II transcription regulatory region sequence-specific DNA binding
Source: RefSeq, a predicted model, not a curated record
GUGACAUAUCACUGUCAUUCACUACUUUUUCUGAUAUCCGUCACGAUAAUGGCGAUAAAUCAUCGUACGGAAAUUAUCGCCAGACUUUUUACGUUGACGUAACAGAGAAAGCUCCCUGUCUUUAUUCACUUUAUUCUCUGUCCUCCGGGGACAGCCUGGGUGUCUGUCCAUGGUGCUAACCCACCCCCCAAAAAAACCACUGUCCAUGGUGCUGAAACGCGCCGCCCAAAGACGUGACUUUGUACUUGUGCCCUUAAUCUCUCUGGACCGGGUGCAGACGACGGCCCGUGUCUCCGUGUCUCCGUGUCUCCGUGGCGGUUGGCGGCGUUGAUACUGCGGUGUUUCAGGCUCACACGGGCGGGGGUUAACGUUCGGCUGCUGUGUAUAACGUUUUACCGAUGGCUCUCGUGAUGUUUUCAAACGUUGCAGAAACAACACGAGUGUCUUGAACGCAGCCCGCUCGCAGCAUUACAGUAACAAGACGUACAGCUGCUCCCUCCCUCCCUUCCUCCCUCGCUCCCCCCUGAACGCCUCAUCCUCCGCUCUUCUCGCGAUAGAGCGGCGGAGCGGUUUGACAGGCAGUCGAGGUUGCAGCAGGCAGAGGGAGACGGUGGAAGGUAAAGCAGGGAGGCAGCAUCAUGGCGGACAGAGACAGUGGCAGUGACCACGGCGGGCCCACGGCAGGCCCCGGCACGCUGCCCCCGGGCGCGAUGGGCGUCAUGUCCCGGCUCCAGCACGACACCGAGGAACUCGCCUCCAAACGCGUCGACAUCCAGAACAAACGCUUCUACCUUGACGUGAAGCAGAAUGUGAAAGGCCGCUUCCUAAAGAUAGCCGAGGUCGGGGCUGGAGGAAACAAGAGCCGCCUGACUCUCUCCAUGUCCGUGGCCGUGGAGUUCCGUGACUAUCUCGGGGACUUUAUCGAACAUUACGCCCAGCUGGGCCCGAGCAACCCGGACAUGGUGCAGGAUGAGCCCCGGCGGGCGCUGAAGAGCGAAUUCCUGGUGCGGGAGAAUCGGAAAUAUUACAUGGAUCUGAAGGAAAACCAGAGGGGGCGGUUCCUGAGGAUCCGACAGACCGUUAAUCGGGGGCCCGGUCUGGGGAGCACACAAGGCCAGACCAUCGCUCUGCCGGCUCAGGGUCUCAUCGAGUUCCGUGACGCUUUAGCCAAACUCAUCGAUGACUACGGCGUGGACGAAGAGCCGGCGGAGCUGCCGGAAGGCACGUCGCUCACCGUCGACAACAAGCGCUUCUUCUUCGACGUAGGCUCCAACAAGUACGGAGUCUUCAUGCGGGUCAGCGAAGUCAAGCCCACGUACCGAAACUCCAUCACGGUUCCGUGCAAAGUGUGGUCCAAAUUCGGCAACACCUUCUGUAAAUACGCGGAGGAGAUGAGGAAGAUCCAGGAGAGGAGUAGAGAGAAGCGGGCCUCCGAACUGCUACCUGAGGGCCCGCACGGAGGAGACGACGGCGACGACGACUGACGUGGAUUUUUUUUUUUUUUUUUUUUUUUUGUUGGUUGGGUUGGGAGAGCCGCAUAUGAGACACUUUUAACUGUAAAAUAGAAAGAAUUUCCCAAGGGAAUCACCCCACACACACAACCUUCACAGCCGUAGCAGAGCCUCUGCUAUCUCCUCGCUCAUUUUACUGGAUGACACCCCACUUACCACCAUGUAACAGUAAGCCGCUGCUAUCAAGGAUGGAACUUUUUCCAGAGGUGGCGCUCUGGUCGUGUUGAGGUGAUUGGUCCAGACGACAGGGACAGGAAUGACAUUCAGAGUGAUCUUCUUUGUGGCAGUUCUUCAUCAAGGUGGUCAUUGUUUUUAUUUUGUUUGUUUUUUUUUUCUAAAGGUUUUUGUCUACCACACUGUCAUUGGGUGAUUUGUAUAUUUUUGUUGCUCGGUCGCUGUCAUGUGACCUCAUCAUCUCCGAAACCUGGAAGUGGACAAACUGAAGCGUAGAGCUGAUCUAUAGAAAUAGCUGCUUCUCUUCCCCCCCACCCCCCACCCCCACACUGUUGCAUGUGUUCGGUGUCAGAGCGCUCUGAUGGCUCCAGCUGUGGGUGCUUUGUCUGCUCGUUCCUUCUGUCCUGUAGGGGGUGCGAUUCCUGUUUCUGAGCGCUUUUACAGAAACAGGCCUAUAAACAGCAAACCUCCACAAACCAAGUGUGUGUGUGGGGGGGCAGGGGGUGCCAGCGUGGGUCGGGGGGGGUGUGACCCGCCUCUGCUAAACUGUGUACAGGUAUUAACUCAACUUCCAUCCAGAAGAGUCUCCGACACCCGAACCUGCUCUCGUUCUGGUUUCAGUGUUGCAGUCCUUCAUUGGCCGCUCACAGUCCUUGGUUACUUACUCAGCCAAUCACAGCCUUCGCUCAAAGUCAAGCACUAUAUGACUCAUCACAAACCACUGACAGAGGAGCUCAUUCAGCUCGACCCUGUGUUUGCACAUGCGCCCAGUUCUGGGGGUCCGUCCCGUCCGUAGACCACGUAGGCCACUGUCCAGUUACGGAGGCGUUCUUUUAGAUGUUCUGAGGAUGAUGGGAAAUCAGUCCCUGGAUUUUAAGGCGUGGGGUCAAUGCACAAUGAACAUAUCUCAUGUCACAAUUUGUUCUAACCCCCCCUGCCCCCCCGCUCCCCCUCCCCUUGACUCUCUUCACCAUUCCCACAUGAGAAAACAUGUUGUAUCUUUCAAAACUAUUUUAUCUGUGGUGUGUGUGAGUGUGUGUGCGUGUGUGUGUGUUAUAUAUGAUGCUCCUCCUUUCAGAAAAUAUAACGUAACAGGAAAAACAUAUUGCUGUUUUUUUUUUCCUUUGUAUUUUAUACUUACAGAAAGCAUUGAAUAAAUGGAUAAAUACUUGCACUUUAGAUAUAUUAAGAAGAGUAAAAUCUGCAUAUUAUUUUUGAUAGGGAUCUCACAUUCAAAGAGUAUAAAUUACAGGCUUUGUGACUAUUGCUGGACAGAGAUGUAUUGAGUUCUACUUAUUGAAGUAUAUUUUGUCUGUGUGUCAGAAGGUUUACUAAAGUAAAUUGCAUGAUAAAUAGUGCUACACGAUAUUGUUCUUUUUUUUUUAGUUGGUGAAAAAUGUCUGAAAACUGUGAUAACACCCCCGCCCCUCUUUUCCCCCCCUGCCCCUGUAUCAUGUUUAACCUGCCCUCACCCCCUCCUCCUAGACGAUUUCUUACCUAAAUAUGGCCUUUCCUGACCACAUGACGAUGGUGCUUACUUUGGCUUUGACAUCCAGCUCGUCCUGAACAUCUCCACUCCGUCAUAACUCUUGUCCUCAUUUUCAUUUCUUUCUGUUAUGUACUUUUGCAACCUUAAUAAAUUUCUGUUGAUGGCAAAAAAAAAAA